UACCAGGCAGACGGAUGAAUGAUCAACAAAACGAGACUGGUCUGCAAAGUUUUUGUGUGCAUUUUUCAAAUGGUCUGCUUUUCAAAUGUUUGACGAUCGUACGAGAUAUUUGAAUGUUUACGGGAACCAAUUAAAAGUUACUUAUAAUCAUGGGACUAUUUUUGAAGAGUAUGUAAUCGAUAGCCAACCAUUCCUUUUUGAGAGAUGGCUGUCUUGCACAGUGUUUUUAACAGCUAUAUUUCUUCAUCUUGGUUUACAUCAUCAUCACACACACAUCCUGGCAUUGCUUUGCUUUGUUUUAGCUAUUUUAGCCUUGAUUAAACUUCAUACAAAAGUGAAAAAAGAAUCAUUGCUCAUUGUGAAAACAGUUGGCUUGCAGAUUACCACCAUAUUUGCAACUGGGAGGAAAUCUGCAAAGUUCAUUUCAUGGGAAAGAAUACAGGGAGUUGUUAUUAAUGAAACUAUAACAAUGCAUCAGGUUUUGUUUUAUUUAGCAAUUUUACUCAAGUAUGGACAUGGAACAGAAAUUCUUCCCAUAUUUCAGCAUACACUUCCUAGACUGGAUUGCCUGAAAAAUAUUUAUAAAAGCAUUCACCAAAUAGUAAACAAAGUGCAACAUGAUUGAUUGGUGUAUUGUAACUAUGCAAGAGCGCAAACAAUUGUGCCAAAAUAAAUUUUUAAAAUUGUG
Daphnia pulicaria is the source of this 688-nucleotide messenger RNA. It is a transcript of the gene PIG-H, whose product is annotated as phosphatidylinositol N-acetylglucosaminyltransferase subunit H-like. Gene Ontology annotation, cellular component: glycosylphosphatidylinositol-N-acetylglucosaminyltransferase (GPI-GnT) complex. Gene Ontology annotation, biological process: GPI anchor biosynthetic process. The transcript is spliced from 4 exons. NCBI's taxonomy places the organism in Eukaryota, Metazoa, Arthropoda, Branchiopoda, Diplostraca, Daphniidae. The coding region runs from base 86 to 625 and encodes 179 amino acids. The record is from RefSeq and is a predicted model, not a curated record.